UGAUACUGGAAUGUGUACAGGAGGCUGCAAACCAGGAUUUUACGGAAAGGAUUGCAAAACAGGUAAAGCUUUCUUUAUUUUCACUGAUUAAAACACGGGGAAUAUACAUAUAAAUCUCUAUACAUAUAUAUUCGCCCACGCUUUAAGAAGGGUGGUCCUGAAAUGAUGGGAAGGAAAUGAUAAAUUGAUGGUUUUUUUGCUCGUCCUUUGUCACACAAUACCCCUUCCAUGUUUACACACUGCUGUAUAGCCUUCAUGAACAUCCCCUCCAUUUACACGCACUGACAGUAUAGCCGUUCCAAACAUCAUUUUAAUGUUUACACACUGACACAAUUGCCAUCUUAAAGAUCCCUCAACGUAAACAAAUUCAAAUAUUUAGCCUUUCCAAACAUCACUAACAUGUAAAAACUAACACAGCAACCAUCGAAAACUUCACUUCCAUUUGCAAAGUAACACAACAUCCUUCGUAAAAUCAUUUCCAUGUGCAAACUAACACAACAGCCAUCCCAAACAUCACUUCCUCGUUUCACAAUGACAUUGAUGCCACUGCUCGCACUUCUUUCAUUUUUUCAUAUCCAAAAUAGUCGUCUCGCUCAAGACUUCCAAUUAACUUAAUAACAGAACGAUGAUCUAAAACGUCCCUUCCACUUGUAAACACAAACGAAGAAAACAUAGCACAUGUCUCUUAAAUGUAUACAAAUCAACACAGUAACCCUUUUAAAACAAACCUCCACGUAUACAUACUAACACAGAAGCCCAAUCAAACAUCCCUUUAUUCUGACCCCCAUUCAAACAAACAAAAGAAACAAAAUUCUUUAAUACCUCUCAAUCACAAUUAUCCAAAGAUUAUUUUCAUCUGGACACAUGAUUGAGUUUACAAGAGGCAUUUUAUUCAUGUUUAAUCAUUAUUGUUGUUGUCACUGCCUCUGCAUAAACACAUUAUAAGCACUACUACUUUUAAAAAAAUGCAAACGGAAAAAAUUAUAAAUUUAUUAUAAUUUUUAAAUAAAUGUAUAUACCUAAACAAGGAAAAAGAACCUGUAAUUUUACUGCACACGUUCCAUUGAAUAUAAACUUGACACCGAGGUGAGUAAAAUUAUUAAAUUGAUAUCACUUCCAACAGCUUGCCCCGUAAACUGCCAAAAUCCUGUGUGUGCAGCUGAUACUGGAAUGUGUACAGGAGGCUGCAAACCAGGAUUUUACGGAAAGGAUUGCAAAACAGGUAAAGCUUUCUUUAUUUUCACUGAUUACAACACGGAGAAUAUAUAUAUGUAAAUCUCUAAACAUAUAAAUUCGCCCACGCUUUAAGAAGUGUGGUCCUGAAAUGAUGGGAGGGAAAUGAUAAAUUGAUGUUGUUUUUGCUCGUCCUUUGUCACACAAUACCCUUUCCUUGUUUACACACUGCUGUAUAGCCUUCAUGAACAUCCCCUCCAUUUACACGCACUGACAGUAUAGCCGUUCCAAACAUCACUGCAAUGUUUACACACUGACACAAUUGCCAUCUUAAAGAUCCCUCAACGUAUACAAAUUCAAAUAUUUAGCCUUUCCAAACAUCACUAACAUGUAAAAACUAACACAGCAACCAUCGAAAACAUCACUUCCAUUUGCAAAGUAUGUUGUGUUACUUCGUAAAAUCAUUUCCAUGUGCAAACUAACACAACAGCCACCCCAAAACAUCAAUUUCAUGUACAAACUAACACAGCAGCCAUCCCAAAUAUCACUUUCAUGUACAAACUAACACAACAGCCAUCCCAAACAUCACUUUCAUGUACAAACUAACACAACAGCCAUCCCAAACUUCACUUUCAUGUACAAACUAACACAACAGUCAUCCCAAACAUCACUUUCAUGUACAAACUAACACAGCAGCCAUCCCAAACAUCAUUUUCAUGUACAAACUAACACAGCAACAUCCCAAACAUCACUUUCAUGUACAAACUAACACAACAGCCAUCCCAAACAUCACUUUCAUGUACAAACUAACACAGCAGCCAUCCCAAACAUCACUUCUAUGUACAAAGUAACACAAGACCCUUCUUAAAAUCAUGUCCACGUACAAACUAACACAACAGCCAUCCCCAAACAUCACUUUCACGUAAUGGCAGGGAGAUUGAAGCCAUCUAUAGCAUUCCUUUAAUGUAUAAAUAUGAACACAGUAUCAAUCUCGCUCAACCAUUCAAAUAUACUUAAUACUACAUCACUUAUCUCGAAUGUAUACAAACUCACACAGCAGCCACCACAAAUGACCCAAACACGUAUACACAAUAACUCCGUAGACUUUUUCAACAUCCUUUCAUUAUGAUUCCGCAUUCCCACAUAAAAACCGCCUUUAAUAUCUGUUCAUCUUAAUGACAUCCAUCGAACUGAUUAUAUUCAUGCGGACACUGGACUCAUUUUAGAAAAGGAUUUUUUUUAUUUAAAUUCAUGUAUACACUUUAUUGUUGUUCUCACUGACUCUGCCUAAAAAACAUUAAAAGCAAUACUACUUUUGUAAAAAAUGUCAAGCAGGUAAAAAAAAAUUAAUCUCUUUCUUCAGAAAAAACAAAAUAAGCUUGAAAAAAGUAAAAAAAAAACCUGGAUAUUUCAUAGCAAAUUUUAGCUGGCAUGGAAGUAAUGGGUUCAAUUUUUGUUCAUUGCAAUACAGCUUAAACAGUGUGUGUGCUCAAGAUACUGGAUUGUGUACAGGCUGCAAACCAGGAUUCCUUUUUUAAAAAUUAAUCAACUUUAAGUAAAUAAGAUAUAUAUAUAUAUAUAUAUAUAUAUAUAUAUAUAUANCCAGUGAUUUUGAGAGUUUGAGAGAAAAGAGCGAUAACAAAUUAAGUUUGUUUCCAUUUAUUUCUCACACAACAGAUGUAUGCACACUAACACAAAAGAUAUCACAAACAUCACUUCCAUGUAUGCAUAUUAACACAAUGACCAUCCCAAGCAUCUCUUCCACUGACAUCGAUGACUCUUCGACAUCACGAGUCCCAUCACCCUGAGUGCUGGGGAUGUUAGCUUUGGUGGGGACUGAACUCCUGACCACCCGGGGUGCUGGUGAUGUUGGCUUUGGCAGGGACUGAACUCCUGACCACCUGAGUGCUAGGGAUGUUGGCUUUGGUGGGGACUGAACUUCUGACCACCUGGGAUGCUAGGGAUGUUGGCUUUUGUGGAGACUGAACUCCUGACGACACGGGGUGCUGGUGAUGAUGGCUUUGGUGGGGACUGAACUCCUGAACACCUGGAGUGCUGGGGAUGUUGGCUUUGAUUGGAAUUAAACUUCUUACCACCCGGAGUGCUAGGGAUAUUGGCUUUGGUGGGGAUUUAACUCCUGACCACUCGGGGUGCUGGGGAUGUUGGCUUUGGUGGGGAUUUAACUCCUGACCACCCGGGGUGCUGGGGAUGUUGGCUUUGGGAUGUUGGCUUUGGUGGGGACUGAACUCCUGAGGACCCAGGAUGCUGGUGAUGUUGGCCUUGGUGGGGACUUAACUUCUGACCACCCGGAGUGCUGGGGAUGUUGGCUUUGGUGGGGACCGAACUCCUGACCACCAGCGAUUUGGUUUAAGACAGUUUAGACCGCUCGGCCAUCCUAACACAGUAUAAACACAGUAGCCGUCUUAAACAACCCGUUCCUGUAUACAAACUAAAGCAAGACACACCUCCAACAACGUUUUAAAUGUACUCACUACUACAGCAGUCAUCUUUAACACCCCUUCUAUGUACACCAAUUUUUUUUUUUAAAGUAGUCUUUUUGUAUACCCUAACUUAGUCGCCUUCCAAAACAUCUGUUACAAGUAUAGCAGCUCGCACAAUAGGGAUUUUAAGCACCACUUUCAUGUUUGAACAGCUAUUUUAUAAAAGUAGACAUCUAAUACACGUGUAAUAAUGGGAGGGACGGCAAUCGGCUCACUAAAUAGGACAUGAGUAACACAAAUUAAGGUCAAACCUGAAACAAAAAAGAAACGCAACAAAACAUUGUUGUUAUCUUGCGUUCAUCUAUUUUUAUAUUUGACCUAACUUUGUUUUACCCAUUUCCCAUCUAAAACAACGCUUCCGUUUAUGAAAACCUACACAGCGUUCAUCUCAAACAGCAAUUCCAUCUAUCCGAAAUAAUACAGUAGACAUGCUUAACAUCGUUCCACUUUUAUUCACUUUUCAAAAAAAACAACACCAAAAAAAACAAAAAAAACAGAAAACCAACAAAGGUAUUCGCCUUAAUCACGCCUAUCCGACUAUAUAUAUUAAUCCAGUACACUGGACUGACCAAGCAGGUAGAAUUUUUAAUUUUGUUGCUUCCCUGCCUAUGCAUGGCCACAUCGUAAGCGAUAUUGUUUACACAAAAUUUCAAACGGAAAGAAUGUAUACAUUUAUUUUUUUCUUUAAAAUGAAAAUAAAAAGUUGCAAACUGUAACUGAUCAAGACAAUGUUAAUUAUAAGAUAUGUGUAAUAUAUAUACAUAUAUAUAUAUAUAUAUAUAUAUAUAUAUAUAUAUAUAUAUAUAUAUGUAACGCAUGUUCUGACAUCAUUGUAACUUAGUGGGUUAUGUCAGUAGCAUGGUCACUUGUUUUAUGUUAAUAAUUCAGGAUGCCGGCUAAGACUUCUUUGCUCUUCCACUUACUAUCCAGGCACGCAAAUAAGAAUACUGAAUCCUGGUUAAACUUACAGUACUUUAUUGAAUCACACUUUACACUGAUAAUAUUAAUAAUAAUCCUUGCAUGAAUGUAAUCAUUUCAUAUAUCUAUAUAUAAUAUUCCAUCACUCAGAAAGACACGUCCUCACACUGUUAUAACUCAGCUCAACUGUACAAUAACUCAGCUCUAAUUCAACUGCUACUUUUAUUACCAGCAAAGCGUGGAAAACGACCGCUUUGACAAAAACAUAAUUUUACUCUCCAAAAACGUGGAGCUCACAUUUGCUUCUCAAAAUACAAUCCACUCUCUCUCUCUCGUGGAAAAACAUGGUCAACACAAUUCACUGUUAACUCAUGCUACCUCUCUGUUUUCUUGUGAAAACAUAGUCUGUUACAUGCCCCACCCAUCUGAAACAAUUUGUGCAACAAAAUUUUUGGCAAAAAUUAUAUGUUGAAAUAAUGAUAAUGUCUCUUAGAAAAUUUCAAUCCCACAUCUAUCAAUCAAAUAAGUGUAACAACAUUAACAUUUCAUCAUUAUGAAAUACAGGGCCUUUGACUGUUAAUAUCACACAUAAUAGUGAAUAAUUUAUUUUGGCAAAACAAUUUACAAAAUCAUUAAUGACAACCUCUUAAAAUUCUUAUGUAUGUUAAUGUGAAAUGACAUUGACAUCUUAAUGAUUAAUAAACACUGCAAAAUGAAUGUAACAACCUUAAAUUUUGCAUUCGAUAAUUUACAAUUGGUUAAAAUCUGAUAUUCAUUUACAAAAUUGAUAUGUACAAGUGUAUUUUCAAAAAAACUGAUUGAACGUAUGUGUGUAUCUUCAUUUAGAAUGUCAACAAUUUAUAAAAUAGUUCUGUAUUGACAAUUACCAUAUUUGAAAAAUUUUGCUCUUGACAGCUGACAAUUGAUUUAGCAGAAAGUGUUAUGCUAGGUUAGCUAAAAUGGAAUGUUAAGUAUUUCUCCGCACUGAAGAAAAUGACAAUUGUGAUCUGUUACUAUCUCUUUGUCUAUCUCUUUCCAUAAAAUUGUUACUUGCAGUUGUGUAAUGUUCUUCUUUAAACUUGUUUUCUCUGUCUUUGAUUUCAUUUUUGAAUUUUUCAGCCUGUCUGUAUUGUUGAUGAAUAUUACUUCAAUUUAGUCUAAAAAUGUGUUUUGCCCUCUCUGAUUUUUGUUCUGUAUAUGUUUUAUUAAGAAUUCCUUUAUUAUGUUGUCUUGUUAUGCUAUGUGUUGGAUUCAUGUUUAAAUGUCUUCCUCUUAUCCCUUCUGUUAUUAGAUCCAUAUUGUUAUUGCCUAGUUCUUUGAUAUUGACAAUAAUUAAUGGACAAACUGGAUUAUGCAUUACAACAGCUGUUACAGAUCCUGUGAUCCAUGGACAAUCAACUUUGAUUCUAGCUUUCCUACAUUCUAUACUAUUAUUGUUGGUUAGGAUAACUAUUGCUUUUUCAUUUGUGUAGUAGUUGUCACUUACUAAUUUUCUAUCUACUACUAUUGUGGUACAACCAGUGUCUCUGAGACAUUGAACUACUCUGUUAUUAACACUUGCUGGUGAGAAUUUAAGUGUUCCAUCAGUGUGAUAAACACUAGCUGAUGUUUCAUGCGGUGUAUUCUGAUUGUGUGUACUAUUUGUUUGAUUAGUGUUGUGUCUCUGGUGAUCACUUGGUUGGUUUCUAUAUUGUUGUCUACUCCUAUUUGUACUGUUGUAUCUAAUUGGACUACUGUUGGGUGAUGUUCUCUGAUAGUAUUGUUGUGAAUGUCCUAAAUCUUUAUGUAAUUUCCUACACUCAUAUUUCUUGUGACCUGGAAUGCCACAGUAGAAACAUUUGUUGUUGUUUGAGUAAUUAGCUAUUGAUGUCUGGUAAUUAUUUUGAUAAUUUCUCUGAAAAUUCUUAUUUUGCUAUCUGGCGGGUAGGCUGUGGUAUCUUCUGUUUUGAUAAUAUGUGUUUUGUUUUUGUGAGUCCUUAUCAUUGUUUAUGUUUCUUAUGGAAGCUAGUGUGCUAUUUCUAUUAUCUAGCUCUUCAUUGUGGUGAGCAUCUUUAAAUGUUUUUAUGGAGUCUACUAAAUCACGCUCAUUUUUAAUUUUUCUCUGUUUAAGGAACAAAAAUAAAGGAACUGAUGCAUUUCUUAAUAUUUUGUCUAUAAUAAACAUAUCUAGUAAUGCUUUGGGAUCAUUUAGGUCAAUUUCAGUGAGUUCAAGCCAUUUGACAAGAUUAUCUCUAAUAUUGAAUAUGGUGGUGAUAUGGUCUACUUCUCUCUCUAGUCUUAUGUUAUGAAAUUUUUUUCUAUAAAUGUCUUCUGUGUUUCCAUAAAACUUUAACAAAACUUUCUUUAUAUAGGUAUAAUUGUUCUUUUGCUCUUCACUAAGUGAAUUAAUGAUACUUAGGCUUUGUCCUGAUAAUCUGCUCAAUAAAAUAUUUGCCCAAGUCUCUUCCCUAUAAUUGUAAGACUGACAGAUGCCCUCAAAUUGUGACAAAUAACUAAUAAUUUCCUCUUUAUGUUCAUUAAAUUCCCUAAAUUUAGGUUUGUAUGUGCUAUUGGUUUCUCUAUUGCUUGUUGAUGGUGUAUGCUGUCCUGAUUCUAUUCUAGCUCUUUCUAGUUUUAUUUCUUCCUCUCUUAAUUUCAUAUCCUGUUCUUUUAAUUUCAUUUCUUGUUCUUUUAAUUUUAGUUCUUCUAUUUGUUUAAGGUCGCUUCUCUCUAACAGUCUAGCGUCUCGGUCUUUGUCUUUGUCUUGUCUGUCUUUGUCUUCUUUCUGUCUGUCCCUAAUUUUGUCCAUCUCCCUAGUUACGAAGUCAGAUAACUUCUCCUGCUUUAUGCCAAGUUUCUCGGCUACUUCAAAUAGUUCUAAGUACUCUGCCAUUUUUUAAUUAUUAUGUGUUUGAGUAACUAAAAUAAUAUAUUGGUAUGUAUAAGUAUAUAUGUUAUUUCCUUAUUCUUUAGUUAUCAAUUAAAAUAGUUCACAAUAUUACAUUAUAUUUACAUGUUCAUGAAUGAAUACAAAAUGCAAGUUAAUAAUUAAUUAAAUGUAAGCAAAAUUUAAAAAAAUAAUUAAAUUGUCUACUUCACGACAUAAAUACAGAUAUGAAGACGUUUACAUGAAUACGAAUGAGACAAUAAAUACAAAAGUACUGUUUAGUUUAUGGACCACAAGAUAGUAGAAAAUAUGACAGUAGGUUUGACAGUAUGUAUGACAAUGACAAGACAAAUAGAACAAAUCUGACAAGAUCUACUAAAAACAACAGUUAUGACAAUGUAGAAACUAGACUUCACAACUAACACAAAAUUAUCCUACAGUGUUAUAAAUAGGGCCAGAAGAAACCUUUACUGUUUUAAUAAAAAAACUUCCCUAGGAAAGAUAACACCGUGGAUAUCCCUAAAGUACACUCUAAAAUUAAACUUAUAAUAUACAGAAAAAGUAAAAAAUUUACUUAAUCUAAUUAAGUAUGAUAUAAGUAGAUUUUUAAAGUCUUAAAUUAUAUAUAAUACAUAACACAUAAUAUAUAUAAAUACCAAGUGUCCAAAAGAAAUCUGUAGUUGGUCACCUCUGCUCCUCUGUGACGCUAUGAUUUCUGUGUAGUCGAUAAUCCUUCUAUGUAGUAGAUAAUCCUUCUAUGUAGUAGAUAAUCCUUCUAUGUAGUAGUGUACUUGUGUAAAUAAUCCAAUGAGAAAGUUACAAACAAACUGCUUCAAUAAUCCAAUGCAAGUACCUUGCGUAAUAUAAGUAAUAGUGUAAUAAUCCAAUUGAAAAUGGUGUACUUUCUCUCCGAUUCUGUUGAACUUCUGAGUAAUUAAAGAAUUACUUGACUUGAAUUGCGCACUAGGCUAUGUGCAGCUUAUAUAAAGUAAAGAUUCUGCUGGGGAAAUCUUAUUUUCGAUGUCUUGGUACACACAUCUCAUCUGUAAUAACGGCAGACUUCUGUUGGUCUUGUGUAGUGAAUCAUCUCUUUCUUGCGUUGACUAAUGACGUUGACCAUUCGAAUAUGUAGGCUUAUAGUUAAAUUUUUGCUACAGUUGUAGAUAACUUGAAUCUUGAAUACUUCUUCUAUGCUGAUUGUUCAGUCUAUUUGACAUUAACUGUAUUAUUUGCCUCUUUGUAUUUAUUCCCUUUGAAAUUAUUACUAAAAUAGAUUUCUUGCUGUUGUGUUUCUCCAACCGGGUGUGUUCACUCCGCUAAGUAGGCUAAAUAGUUGAAGCUGUGUACCAGUUAUUUGAACUCUUGACUCUUGACUCCGGUGACUGACCUAAAUUGGUUGUCGUCGGCUAGCUCUGUUACUUGUAGUAUUUAUUUCAAUUGUUAUUUAUGUACACACUUUGAUAUGUUGCUAGUUCCAUUUGUAACACAUUAAAAUAAUUGUUAUAAGUUUACUUUUAGGCUUAUGAUAAUAAUUUUCGGCUACAGUUGUAAUUGAUGAACGUCCUACUUCUUUACCAUGCUUUUUGUGUGUAGUAGACUCGUCUCAGACUUGAUUGAUACACGGGAGUAAUGGCGUUCUAUGUAUUCUUCCGCUCGAAUGUUAAAAUAUAUCGUUGUUACUCAAUGUUCUGUAACACACUUCUGAUACCAUUUGUAACGCAUGUUCUUACAUCAUUGUAACUUAGUGGGUUAUGUCAGUAGCAUGGUCACUUGUUUUAUGUUAAUAAUUCAGGAUGCCGGCUAAGACCUCUUCGCUCUUCCACUUACUAUCCAGGCACGCAAAUAAGAAUACUGAAUCCUGGUUAAACUUACAGUACUUUAUUGAAUCACACUUUACACUGAUAAUAUUAAUAAUAAUCCUUGCAUGAAUGUAAUCAUUUCACAUAUAUAUAUAUAUAAUAUUCCAUCACUCAGAAAGACACGUCCUCACACUGCUAUAACUCAGCUCAACUGUACAAUAACUCAGCUCUAAUUCAACUGCUACUUUUAUUACCAGCAAAGCGUGGAAAACGACCGCUUUGACAAAAAAAUAAUUUUACUCUCCAAAAACGUGGAGCUCACAUUUGCUUCUCAAAAUACAAUCCACUCUCUCUCUCGUGGAAAAACAUGGUCAACACAAUUCACUGUUCACUCAUGCUACCUCUCUGUUUUCUUGUGAAAACAUAGUCUGUUACAAUAUAUAUUGUAACAGAGCGGUUUUUACGGAGGAGGGCUCAGGUCCUGACUUGUCACCAACUAUCUUGAGUUAAUAGCGGUCAGUACAGGACCGUUCCACUCUGUGAUUUAUAAUGUGGGUGUCUAGGCGCUGGAAAAUGACAAAAGCUCACGGGGACUUGAACGAAAUCCAACAACUCAAACUUCAGGUGUUCGAUGAUAAAAUAAACAAUAUUUAUUAUUAAAAUGAAAAUCUCUUCAAAGUCUUCACUAACUGCCAGCUAUCUAUGUGAAUCUCUAAAGCUUUGAUUGUUUAACUGUAUCCUUUCAACUCCUGAUCUGUCUCGACUGUUCUAACGCCACACUACUGCUAUACCUCUCAACUCCAUGGUAUCGAAAAACUUCUCCCUUACAUUUGUUCGUCGUGUGACUAUAGACUCUACUAGCCGACCAUCCCACGGUCAUUGAAUUGCCACAUCAUUAAAGACAACAUUCCCCUACCAGAUCAUUUACACCCGGACGUCUAUGCCAUGUCCCUACGCAGCUAUUAGCGUCUAUCACGUUGAGACUUUUACUAUUACUGAUCAUUACUCUAUGGUCCCCUGGUCUUCGUGAACACUCCAUUUCCACCUGCAAACUAAAAACGUGUUAAUCGAAAACAUUUGUGAUACCCGUUCCCACACUGUGCACCAAACUAUCAUGUCUUCCUUGUACUACCAAAAACUCUGCCGAGGUCAGGCCAACAAUUCCCUAAUCCAUUGUACCUUUGUGAGGCACCCACGCCCAUCGGUUCCGUCUCCAGCAUGGUCAUUUGUGACAUAUAUAUAUAUAUAUAUCUCCACACCAAAAUACAAUAUCUUAAAUUUUCAAUGAAAUCUUAAAAGCAUGAGGUGGUAACUGAGUAAUUAUUCUUAUCAUACACUGCGAGGUAAACAUAAUACAGGCGCUUUCUGUUUUUCUUCCAAAGUGACUUUACUUUGUGAGCUUCGUUUCAGUUCCAGCUUGGCUCCCAUUACAAUGACAUUUUAUUCAAGCGAUAUGUGUGUUUUGUAUAACAGUGACAAGAGCCGUCUUGCACUGGAAACCAGAAAUGGUCAAACACGUUUUGACUCCGUGCCACAUAAUUGUCCUCGGGGAGUUAAGGGACGUAGCCAGUUCUAAGGCUACAGUUGAAUUGUUUUACAAAGCCAAAAAUAUAAAAUUGUCCCCAAUGAUUUAGCCUCGAGCAUAUAGAACGAUAAACUCCUAGCCCCCCCCCCCCGGACGUAGCCAGUUCUAAGGCUACAGUUUAAUUGUUUUACAAAGCCAAAAAUAUAAAAUUGUCCCCAAUGAUUUAGCCUCGAGCAUAUAGAACGAUAAACUCCUAGCCCCCCCCCCCCCUUCCAACACCCCCCUCAUCUUUGAACCCAUAAACAUGAAUUUGUGUUAACACUUCACCGACACAAAAAAUUGAGCCGAUUUAAAAAAACAAACAAAAAAAUCUGUUUGAUUUUGUAUGAGAAAUUGCAUUCUCGAAGUGGACAUAUAAUGUAUUUAUUCAUCCCUGUACAUACUGAUGUCCUUAAUAUUGACCUAAACAAAGAAAAAAAAACCCUGUCAUUUUUAAAUAACACGUUUCGUUCAACAUUAAGAUGACAUCGAUGUUGUUUAAAUUGUUACUUCGAUAUCCCAUGAAACAGAAUGCCCCCAGAACUGCCCAAAGAAAUUGUGCGGUCAAGAUACUGGAACGUGUGCAGGAGGCUGCACACCAGGAUUUCACGGGAAGGACUGCAAAUCAGGUGAAGGUUUCUUUUUUUUUUAAAGUGAUGAAAUGUCACAAAACAUGGAAUAUGGAUAAGGAAUAAUAGUGCCGUCUUAAAGGCAUGGGCACGCCGAGCACUUGACCCAGGGUGUCACACUUCUAGGGGGCAUAACAGCCCCUUAAGAAAAGGGACUCACACCUCUAGGGGCAUUAUUCUUCAAAUAUUAUCGUUUAAUACUAAAAAAAAUUUGAGACAUUGUUUUGCUUCCAAAAUGACGGUAGGAAGUCGUUGCUCUCCAGUCUAUUGAACCAAUUUUCUAUUGUCACACCGGUUCACUAUUUUUGGUUUGGUACUAGCUUUGGAAAAAAGGUUUCUUCUUAUGAAUCAUCAAUUUUAAAAUAACCAUCAAUUAUUUUCUUGUUUUGGGAUGAGUUAUUCAAAGAGUCUUACGUUGUUGAACUAUAAAGAUUCUAGGGCUAAAACUAAGCUAGGGCUAAAAGCAUACCCUUAGGGGGCUCUCCACUACCAGAAUCUAUUUCUUGUUAUGCAUGGUGGUGGCGACGAGGUCAGAUCGGUGCUGAUGGUGACCUAUCCGCUUCCCCCGAACGCCUGGAAUACUAAGCUGUUCAAAACUCAUAGGCUGAGCAAGGCAAAAAUGCAUUUUAUUAAAAAAAUACUUGUAAUGUCGGCUUUAGACAGCAGUUCCCAUGGAAGCGGCGCCCAGGACGAUCGGUAAGACAGUUUUGUCGCCCAUGUCCAUGUGAAGUACAUGGGAUUUUUUUCGUUUAAUUCAACUAUUAAUGACCUAUAUAUCUUAAAACGAUUUUGUCGACACUUGAUUUUGGCCACAUGUUUAAUUUGCCCUCUUGCCUCUUUCUGAGUAUACAUAGGGAUAGGGCCUCGGUGCGUUGCUGUGCUCAGAGCUCAGGCUGCUGUAGAGACGGCCCUGGCUAUACCCAACUCAAAACAUCCCUUCCAUGUAUGCAUAGUGACACGAUAGCCAUCCGAAACAUCCUUUCCAUGAAAACACGCUAGCACAAAAGCCACCCACAAAAACAAUAACAAAACAAACAAAAACAUUUCUACGUAUACGUACUAAUACAGCAUCCAUCCCAAGCAUCUCUUUAACAUACACGCACUCAGACAGCAUCCAUCCCAAGCAUCUCUUCAACGUACACGCACUCAGACAGCAUCCAUCCCAAGCAUUUCUUCCACGUAUACGCACUUAUACAGCAUCCAUCCCAAGCAUUUCUUCCAAGUACACGCACUAACACAGCAUCCAUUCCAAGCAUCUCUUCCACGUAUACGUACUUACACAGCAUCCAUCUCAAGCAUCUCUUCCACAUACACGCACUAACACAUCAACCAUCCCAAGCAUCUCUUCCACAUACACGCACUAACCCACCACCCAUCCCAAGCAUCUCUUCCACGUACACGUAGUAACACAGCAUCCAUCCCAAGAAUCUCUUCCACGUACACGCACUCACACAGCAUUCAUCCCAAGCAUCUCUUCCACGUACACACACUCACACACCAUCCAUCCCAAGCAUCUCUUCCACGUAUACACAGUGACAUUGCAGUCUCCCAAACAUCACUUCACAUGUUUUACAAAUAAACGCAGCAACCAUCUUGAAACAACUUGACCGUGAACAUAAACUAAAGCAUGACGCACCUCUAACAACAGUUUAAACGUUCUAACUAAUACAGCAUACACCUUAAACAUCCCUUCUGUGUAACCAAACAAGCUAUUUUUUUUUUUAAAUAGUAUUUUUGUAUACUCUAACACAUUAGCCAUCCCGAAGAUCUCUUUCGUGUAUGGAAAAACAUUGCCAUCUUAAAGACCCCAUUCAUGUUUGCACACUAACGCAGAAGACAUUUAAGAUACACAUUCUGCUAUGCAUACACCAACACAAAGGUGGCAUCUAAACAACAAAACCUUACAUUUUAAAAAUUCUACACAGCAACCUUCUCAAUUUACCCUUCCAUCUAUACACAGCAGCACAAAAGUCAUAUUAUUUAUAAUUUCACUCUUAUUCACUUUUCUAAAAAAAAAAUAUAUGUAUAAAAAAUCAAAACAAACAUAUUCAUAGUAAUCACACUUAUUCAAUUGAAUAUAUCCGGUACACUGGACCGAUGUAAGAAGUAGAAUUUCAAUUAAAAUAUAUGUAUAUAUAUAUUAUAUAUAAAUACUUUUUUGACGUUUCGCCGCCUAUGCUUAGCCGCAUUUUAAGCCAUGCUAUUAUUAAAAAUUUCAAACAGAAAAAAAAAGCAUAAUUAUAUUUUUCUUUCAAUUAGAAAUUUUACGUUGCAAAAGUCUAGGAUAUCCAAACAAUGUGAACUAUAACAUAUCGAGAUAAAGGGAAAAAAACGACUGGAAUUUCACUAAUCACAAUGCAUUUGAUAUUAACAUGACACUGAGUUGGGUUUAAAAUGUUACUUUGAUAUCACUUCACAAAGCAUGCCCCACAAACUGCCAUAACAAAGAGUGCGCUCAAGACACAGGAUUGUGUACAGCCGGCUGCAAACCAG
Molecule: messenger RNA, 13943 nt
Organism: Lymnaea stagnalis (great pond snail)
Lineage: Eukaryota; Metazoa; Mollusca; Gastropoda; Lymnaeidae
Source: the annotation of a GenBank genome assembly